Messenger RNA from Centropristis striata (black sea bass), 4305 nucleotides. Its product is annotated as oxysterol-binding protein-related protein 2-like. The record is from RefSeq and is a predicted model, not a curated record. The coding region runs from base 467 to 1852 and encodes 461 amino acids. The transcript has 13 exons. NCBI's taxonomy places the organism in Eukaryota, Metazoa, Chordata, Actinopteri, Perciformes, Serranidae. Gene Ontology annotation, molecular function: cholesterol binding. Gene Ontology annotation, cellular component: membrane; cytosol; intracellular membrane-bounded organelle.
UCCUUGCCUCCUACUUCCGCCCUGUUUGAGAGGCAGUUCACUCUUCGAUUGUUUAUGUCUCUUGCGCAUUAAUUUGACCUUAAUUCAAAGGUAUAUUUAAUUGAAUCGCGUAUGAAUCAUCGUGUCGGUGUCUGUGUGGAUAACUUUAGCGUUUCUCUGCUGCCAGUCCUUCAGCUAACGGUUUAAUUUAGCAGUAGCGAUGCUAGCGGCUAGUUAGCUAGUGGGAGCUAACAACUAGCUGAGGCUCUUUGGGGAGCAGAGCGAGCUGGAAAGCUGUUGUUUUUUAUUUAUUCAAAGCAUGUAGUAGAUAGUUUUUGGCUAAUCCUUGCUUGGUGUAACGAGUCCGUGCUGUUGCAGGUAGUGUGUUUGGCUGUCUGUGAUGCUUGGAGCGAGGCUGGGCUGCAGGGACAGGCCGAUGGUGGAAACAUGACUUCUGAGUAACGCACAGUUACUUUCUCUGCUCAGUAUGAACAGCGAGGAAGAGUUUUACGACGCUGAGACAGGGCUGGAGUCAGAUGAUUCCUGUGAGGUCAGUUUUAAAGAUGCCCUGGUGUUUGACAGUAGCACCAAACAGGAGAAUGGAGUCUGGGAGCGCAGGAAAACCCUGCCUGCUGAAAUGAUCUCCAGAAACAACUUCAGUGUGUGGAGCAUACUGAAGAAAUGCAUUGGCAUGGAGCUGUCCAAAAUAGCAAUGCCGGUUGUGUUUAACGAGCCGCUGAGCUUCCUCCAGAGACUCUCGGAGUACAUGGAGCACACUCACCUCAUCCACAAAGCCUGCAGUUUGUCUGACUCAAUAGACCGCAUGCAGAUUGUUGCUGCGUUUGCUGUUUCGGCUGUAGCAUCUCAAUGGGAAAGGACUGGAAAGCCAUUUAAUCCUUUACUGGGGGAGACAUAUGAACUCGUAAGAGAGGACGAGGGAUACAGAAUGAUCUCGGAGCAGGUGAGCCACCACCCCCCUGUCAGUGCCUUCCAUGCCCAGUCUCUGAAGCAAGAGUUCGAGUUUCACGGCUCCAUUUACCCAAAACUCAAGUUCUGGGGCAAAAGUGUGGAGGCUGAGCCCAAAGGCACCAUGACGCUGGAGCUACUGAAACAUAAAGAAGCGUACACAUGGACAAACCCAAUGUGUUGUGUACAUAACAUCAUCCUGGGAAAACUCUGGAUUGAGCAAUACGGCACAGUGGAGAUAGUCAACCACAGCACGGGAGAUAAGUGUGUGUUAAACUUCAAACCGUGUGGCAUGUUUGGGAAAGAGCUGCACAAAGUCGAAGGUCAUAUCCAAGACAAAAACAAGAAGAAGCGGCGCAUUAUCUACGGGAAGUGGACGGAAUGCAUGUACAGCGUGGACCCCAAGGUUUACGAAACAUACAAGAAGUCAGACAAGAAGACUGCAGGAGACUCAAAAAAGCUGAAACAGGAACAUAGUUGUGAACGUGACGAAGCAGAUGAGAUGCCAGAAUUUCAAGAGACUGUGACUGUGAUACCAGGAAGUGCCUUACUGUGGAGGAUAACGCCGCGGCCUGCUCACUCAGCACAGAUGUAUAACUUCACCAGCUUUGCCAUGACACUAAACGAACUGGAGCCCAGCAUGAAGAGACUACUGCCCCCAACAGACUGCCGGCUGAGGCCCGACAUCAGAGCCAUGGAGAAUGGAGACAUGGACACAUCAAGCGCAGAGAAAGAGCGGUUAGAGGACAAACAGCGGGCCUCACGCAGGGAACGCUCCAUGGACGAGGAAGAGUGGCCAACCAGGUGGUUUCAGCAGGGAACAAACCCUCACACGGGAGCCGAGGACUGGCUGUACACAGGUGGAUACUUUGACAGGAAUUUCACUGACUGUCCCAACAUUUAUUGACACAGAAGGAGGUGCUCGGUGUGCAGACCUCCUCCUCCUCCUCCUCUCUGAUAGGAUUCACUUUAUUUCUCAGCAUCUAAGAUCUGUGACGUCCAGACGCUCACUGGUACUGUGUCUUUAUUUGAAUCCAUGAAAAAAAGAUGAUAUCAAAAUGUCAUCAGACAGUUUACCCGAUUGUCACAGACUGUGAACUUUGUCCACAGAAGAAAUUAUAUAUUAAGGAGAAUUUUAGAGUUUACUUACCGUAAAUGUUGACAUCAAACAUCUUUAUAUGCGCUAAUCUUGACAAUAAUAGUCCACAUGUAUGUUACUCACCUGUCUAGGGUUUUAAACCAGUCACCUGUGUGAGUGUGUGCGUUUGUGUGUGUGUGUGUGCGUGUGCGUGUGUGUGUGUGUGUGUGUGCGUGGUGAACAUGCCGCUGCUGCAGGACACAAAGCUCUGACUUCUAGAGGAUAUAUUCUCAGUUUUAGUUCAGGUACUCGGCCGUAACCUUACCUGUAGACGUACCACACACUUCUUGUCCAGUUGCAUUCAAAUAUCAGGGGUUAAUUAUACACAUCUGCUACUUUUUAUAUGUAACCUGUUUGAAUAUUAGAUUUGUAUUUUAGUUAGCUGUAAACAUCCCUAAAAUGUCACAUGUGUGAUCUACUUUCUGUGAAUAGAGACUUACAGUAGAGAUGAAAGCUGCUUAUAACCAUGUUUACGGUCACAGAAAACAUUGUUGGUACAUUAUAUUGUUGUCUGCUGUAGAUAAUGUGUAUAAUGAUUGGUGCAUGCAUGUUCACCAAUAUGAUUAUUUACACAAUUUAAAGCCAUAAAAACCUUUUCUGCACUAAUUAUAAUACUAUAAAUGGAUUCACAUAAAACGUUACAGCAAAAGGAAACGGAGUGCUGAGCUUUUCAAAGUCGGACACAAAAAAAACGAUGUUGACGAGAUAUUCUGAGCCAUACAGUGGAAACAAUAUAUUGAUGGAUUUUGCUACAUUUAUUAUUAUUUUUGGUCUUACUUUAGACAAACUAGCUGUAAACAGGAAGUAAGAGGGUGCAACUGAAACAGUAAGAUAGAUAGUUGUAGCUUUUUUGUCUGUGUUUUUUUAGUUUGGUAAAUUCGCACCGUUAAAAGUUUGCCGAAUUAACUAUUAGCAGUUCCUGUUUGCAAUGUACCCAUAAAAUGUCCAGCAAAUAGUGAUUUGAGGACUUUGAUUAGUGAAAAAAAGUUAAAAACUUGACUUAGAUCUGGGAAGUUCUGGUGUUAUUUGAUUUGGGUGGUUUCUAAGCAGAUUUUUGGGUGUUUAUUUGCGAGAUUAUGAUAUCCCAUCCACACCAAGAACUACAACCCUGAUUUCAAAAGAGUCAAGACAUUGUCCAAAAUGUAAAUAAAACAGAAUGCGAUAAUUUACUAAUUGAAAACUGGACAGAGAAAAUUUAACUUCCUAAGCGUAGGAUAAGACUAAGAAAUUCUCUUUUUUAGCCACAUGCUAAACAAGAACAACUGCAAACUGAAACUAGAAGAUGUUAUCUCUCAAAUGAAGCAUCAGACAUGCAUUUUGGCACUACAGUUCUUCUGUUAUAAGCUUUUAGAUCAAAAUUAAAUCAAAACACUACCUGAAACUACCUGCUCUAUUUACCGUGAUCUUUGUAGUCAUGGUUCUUGGUGUGGAUGGCCGCUUAUGUCACGCUCUAUCUAAAAAUAUAUAUUUUCAUAUUUUUGACUGACUCAGAAGGGAGAAACAGAAGGAAUAUCGAGGCAGAUUGCGGCUCACGUCUCCCUGCCGAGGCACAGUUUGAAAACCUCGUUCAAAGAGAAAUCUGUGUCCUACCGACUCAUUAAAGGUCUUUGUAACGGACUGGUUCCAGAGUUUCCACUUUGAUGCCGUGAGACAUAUUUUUCCAUCAAUGAAAGCUGUGUUUUUAGUCACAGCAGCAGCAAAAAAGACAGGACACUGUAGCCUUCAUGAACCUAUGCAAACUGAUCCAUCCAUCUGCCCUCCUGAAAUGUGAAAAAUAGAAAUAAAACGCUUAACUCCUCUUCGGCUUGUAGCCAAUGUGAGCUUCAGACACUACAGAGGCAGCAGAUAAUGAAUGUUGUGUGCUGAUGAUGGAGCGCCUGCAUACAUCGGACAUUAGACAGUAUAUAGAUGUUCACUAACAUUGCAUGAACUGCACACAGUCCAAUGCACAUAUUGUACAGUGAAAAUAUAUUCUACAUCAUGACCCCCCCCUCCCCGGCUGCUGUCGACUUUACUCUGAAUUCAAAGCACUUUGUGACGCCUGCAGACACUCAAUGCUGCUGGUUUGCUCGUAUGGUUCUUGUGAACUCACACUCUUUACCCUCUAGCAUCUGUUUAAAAAUGUUUACAUUGUAUGUUCAUUGUUUCCCUCCUCGUACUGUUAUCCAGACACAACCAUAUGCAUUCAUGGCAUAUUUGAGAAAUAAAUUAUGGAUUAUUGA